This is a messenger RNA of Aspergillus ruber CBS 135680, 810 nucleotides long. RefSeq lists its product as uncharacterized. The transcript is spliced from 3 exons. The coding region runs from base 1 to 810 and encodes 269 amino acids. The record is from RefSeq and is a predicted model, not a curated record. NCBI's taxonomy places the organism in Eukaryota, Fungi, Ascomycota, Eurotiomycetes, Eurotiales, Aspergillaceae.
AUGCCCAUCCACAACAUCUGUCCAGACGGUGACACAACUCUCACUCUCACAACCACCAACCCCCCCACUAGACUCCUCGUCUCCUCCCGUCACCUCAUAACCGCCUCCUCCUACUACCGAGCCUUACUAACCGGUCCCUUCAGAGAAGCCACCACUCUCCGCACCCACGGUCAUGUGCAAAUAGCCCUCCCCGAUGACAACCCCACUGCCAUGAUCGCCGUAAUGAACGCAGUCCACGGACGCUUCUUCUCGGUGCCAGGGAGGAAAAUAAAACUCGAAUUACUCAAUGAUAUCGCAGUGGUCGUAGAUAAGUAUGAGUUAUUUGAGAGUGUGAGUACGAUGCUCAGUACGUGGGUUGCUACGGUGAGGGUUGGGAAUCCGAGGGCGUCGCUGAGGGAUGUGGCGAAGUGGUUGUUGUGUGUUAGUUGGGCAUUCAAUAUGAGCGAGGCGUUUCGGUUUGCGACGAAGGAGUUGGUGUUGGAUACUGGGGUUGAUGUGGAGUUGGAGGGGACGUGUGUGCCGUUGAAUGUUGGUGCGAGGAUAAUGAGGCGACGAGCGGCUCUCAUCCACACCCUACGCUCUAGGAUACAACGUUUCCGCGAUGCCGAAUACAGACAUUCAACCGUCUGCGGCACCUACUGCGACGACCUCGUGCUGGAGAAACUCGAUGAAACCCUAGAACUACUUAGUAGAGGGCCCAAGUCUGGAGUAAAGCCCCAGAUUAUCCGCAAGAUGGUCCAUGAUCUCUAUGAGCAUCGCAUGGACAGCCACCAGGUCAUUCAGAACUGCGCAAACAGGACUUGGAUAUAG